CAAAUAACAAGGGAACAAAAGGGCUAUUUAAAAGAAAAAAGACGAUCACCGUAAAGGGAGAGGGCGAACUUAAAUGGAAUAACGGGCUUAAGUUUCAGUAAAGCACGAUAAAUUAGUAAAACCAUCACUUUUCUUUUCGAUAUUUAUCAAUUAAUUAAUUAUUAAUAAUACACCUUACUUGAGUGUGAGCAAGGUUUUUCUUCUUCUCCUUAUUCUCUCUUUAGCUUCUAAAUCUCCAACCAUGGUGCUCGAGGCGACAAUGAUCUGUAUUGACAAUUCUGAAUGGAUGCGUAACGGAGAUUAUUCUCCUUCUCGAUUUCAAGCCCAAGCUGACGCCGUUAAUCUCAUUUGCGGUGCUAAGACACAGUCUAAUCCAGAAAAUACAGUGGGAGUUCUCACAAUGGCUGGGAAGAGUGUUCGUGUUUUGGUCACUCCUACUAGUGAUCUUGGAAAGAUCUUAGCUUGCAUGCAUGGACUAGAAAUAGGUGGUGAGAUGAACCUAGCUGCUGGUAUUCAGGUGGCACAAUUGGCUCUUAAGCAUCGUCAAAAUAAAAAACAACAGCAAAGGAUUAUUGUCUUAGCUGGAAGUCCUAUCAAGCAUGAAAAGAAAACGUUGGAGAUGAUAGGGAGAAAGUUGAAAAAGAAUAGCGUAGCGCUUGAUAUCAUUAAUUUUGGUGAAGAAGAUGAGUCUAAGACAGAAAAGCUGGAAUCACUCCUUGCAGCUGUGAACAAUAAUGAUACUAGCCAUAUUGUUCAUGUUCCAGCUGGCCCAAAUGCUCUUUCUGAUGUACUUAUAAGUACACCAAUUUUUACUGGCGAUGGGGAAGGUGGAAGUGGUUUUGCUGCUGCUGCAGCGGCAGCUGCAGCUGGGGGUGUAUCUGGGUAUGAUUUUGGUGUGGAUCCAAACUUAGAUCCUGAAUUGGCGCUUGCCCUAAGAGUUUCAAUGGAAGAGGAAAGAGCCAGGCAGGAAGCAGCAGCAAAAAAGGCUGCAGAGGAUGCUGCCAAACAAGAGAAAGGAGGUGAGCAAGCCGGAUCACAAGAAGCCAGCUCACAAGAUGCAACAAUGACUGAGCGUGCCAGUGUAUCAACUUCUGAAGCAGAGAAUAAAACAACUGAUUUUAUGGAUGAUGAUAGUGCCCUACUUCAGCAGGCGCUUGCAAUGUCAAUGGAUGAUCCUGCGGUUGGCCAUAAUGUAAAAGAUUCAGAUAUGUCAGAAGCAUCUCCUGAUGACCCUGAGCUGGCACUAGCUCUCCAAUUGUCAGUAGCCGAUAGUACAAAGGAUAAUGCAAGCCAGUCAGACGCGAGUAAAUUGUUGGCAGAUCAAUCCUUUGUAUCUUCUGUUCUUGCGUCGCUUCCUGGGGUUGACCCAAAUGACCCUUCCGUCAAAGAUUUGCUGGCGUCCAUGCAAAAUCAAUCUGAGCCGAAGAAUGACGACAAGCCAUCAAAUGAGGAGAAGAAAUAAUCUUUUAAUUAAAGCCACACUGGCUGUGUGGUUUUUGUUUGUUUUCCUUUAAGCCAUUCUGGUAGCAUUUUAGAUGUCUGUUCCAAUCAGCGUACUAUUUUCAUGUGUUCAAUAAUUGUCUCCACAGCUGAUCAGAACCCAGAGCAUGCCUAUCGAUUAAUUCUUGGACUUUUUACAUUGAAACAGUGCUUAUCAGGACGAAGGGUUUAAAGGACUUGGUUAUUUAAAUGCAUUUCGAUGUGAUCCUAUUAUAUAUAACAAUUUCUUCAAUAGCAGUUUGUUGUUACUUGUUACUUUAUUUUAUUUUACUUGAUAGAUAGAUGUUUAAGGCUUAA
This is a messenger RNA of Cicer arietinum (chickpea), 1797 nucleotides long. Its product is annotated as 26S proteasome non-ATPase regulatory subunit 4 homolog. Gene Ontology annotation, biological process: proteasome-mediated ubiquitin-dependent protein catabolic process. Gene Ontology annotation, cellular component: cytosol; nucleus; proteasome regulatory particle, base subcomplex. Gene Ontology annotation, molecular function: polyubiquitin modification-dependent protein binding. Lineage: Eukaryota; Viridiplantae; Streptophyta; Magnoliopsida; Fabales; Fabaceae. The record is from RefSeq and is a predicted model, not a curated record.